This is a messenger RNA of Racocetra persica, 395 nucleotides long. NCBI's taxonomy places the organism in Eukaryota, Fungi, Glomeromycota, Glomeromycetes, Diversisporales, Gigasporaceae. The record is from the annotation of a GenBank genome assembly.
AUAAUAAAUUAAGUAUGUGCGAAGAUACCAGCAAAGGUAUUAGCAAAACAAUGUGUGAACAUGAAGGAUCUGGAAAUCUAAUUUUCAAAUAUAAAGAUAUUAGCAAACUGAUUGUUGAAUACGAAGAUAUUAGCAAAUCGAUUAUCAAAUACGAAAGUACUAGCGAACUAAUUAUCAAAUAUAAAAGUACUAGCAAACUGAUUGUCAAAUGCGAAAAUAUUAAAGAAACGAUUUUUGAAUAUGAAAGCAUUGGUGAAACACUGUUUGAAUAUAAAAGUACUUUUGAUACAACUUUCAUGUGUGAAAGUAUAGAUAAAGUGAUUUAUAAAGGUAUUGCCGAUACAAGUUUUAAAUCUGAAAAUACUGGCAAGACAAUAUUUGAAUAUACAGAUGUG